This is a messenger RNA of Staurois parvus, 282 nucleotides long. Lineage: Eukaryota; Metazoa; Chordata; Amphibia; Anura; Ranidae. The record is from the annotation of a GenBank genome assembly.
UGGGCCACACCACUAAGGGGUUUUAUGCGCGAAAGAGAAUACCUGCAAGUCAUGCAUUUCAACACCCUUCUGGAUGGAGGUAUAAUCAACCUCAGUAUUCCAAUUGUGCUGCCUGUAUCUACGGAAGACAAGGAAAGACUAAGUGAACUGAAAGCAUUCGCCCUGUCAUAUGAAGGAAGGAAAGUGGCGAUUCUUAGGAACCCAGAGUUCUUUGAACACAGAAAAGAGGAGAGAUGUGCCCGCGUCUGGGGGACGACUUGUCCGAAGCACCCUCAUGUCAAA